Messenger RNA from Morus notabilis, 642 nucleotides. Its product is annotated as putative disease resistance protein At3g14460. Bases 1 to 642 code for a protein of 213 amino acids. Gene Ontology annotation, biological process: defense response to other organism. The transcript has a single exon. Lineage: Eukaryota; Viridiplantae; Streptophyta; Magnoliopsida; Rosales; Moraceae. The record is from RefSeq and is a predicted model, not a curated record. Gene Ontology annotation, molecular function: protein binding.
AUGGCGGAAAAUCUUUUGCAAUCCAUAAAAGGAAAGAGGCCGGAAGAAAUUGGGAGGGAGUACAUCGAUAUUCUGAUUUCAAGAUCCUUGUUUCAGAAGUCAAGGGAGGGUGAUCAAUGUGUGGCUAUGCACAACCUUGUGCAUGACAUGGCAAGGUUUGUGUCUGCUGAAUUUUCCUUAAUGUUAGAUGGCAGCGAUUCUCAGAGGCUUGUGAGCAGGACUCGUUAUUUGGCAUGUACUAACAGGGGUAUCAAUGCUCAUGAUAGUUUUAUGCAGUUUCAACAACUAGUCUCAUCAGAAAAUAUUGUUCUCCGUACAUUCCUAUCGUUAAAAGAACCCACAAGAGAUUUAUCAAAGAACAAAUUGGUAUUGCCGAAAACAUCAGCUGUGAAAGUCUUAAGAGUACUCUCUCUAGCGUGCUAUCAAAUUACGAGUUUGGAUAGUUCACUUGCAAAUUUGAUAUCGAUAAGGUACUUGAAUUUAUCUGGGAAUGGAUUUAAGGAAAUACCAGAUAACACAAUUACUAGUCUACCAUAUUUGCAGACUCUGUUGCUAGCAGAUUGUAGUCGACUCAUCCGAUUGCCAAAGGACAUUGUAAGUUUGACUCACUUGCAAAUCUCGAUAUUCAUGGAACACCAAUAA